GGCUUCCAUCACACAAGAUUACCCAGUAGCCGUUGACGGCUCUUUAGGUGACGGAUCGAGCUCAGUAUUACAAUUUUCUUUUCCCCUUUUCAUUUAUUUUUGGAAAAAAGAAAAGGAGUGCAAUCUCAGGACUCACCAUACUCAAUGAGCGGACAGCGCAAUGUCAGAGCGCUCUGGGCAAACUGCAAAGGGGAAGGAAGGCAAAACCAAGUAUGCGUCUCUCAACCUGUUUGAUACAUACAAAGGAAAGAGCCUUGAAACACAAAAGCCUGUUGUUCCCCCCCGCCAUGGCCUGCAGUCUCUUGGUAAAGUUGCCUCUGCACGGCGUAUGCCACCCCCUGCCAACCUGCCCAGUCUGAAGGCGGAGAACAAAGGCAACGAUCCCAACGUCUCGCUCGUUCCCAAAGACGGCACAGGAUGGGCAAGCAAACAGGAACAAGCCGACCCAAAGAGUACCGAUGCAUUGUCAGCACCGCAGCCGGAAUCGCAGCAGCCUGUGGCUUCACCGACACCUGCACCGACCCGCCCGAGAACCCCGCCAGCUUCAGAGGCUCUGGCCCCAGCUUCAACCCAGGCCGUAGGGGCAAGGUCCUGGGCACAGGCCAGUGUUACACAUGGAACACAAGGGGAUGGUGGAAAGGGAUCAAACCAACCGUCGCCAUUCUCUCGCGAGGAAUUUCCCACCCUGCAGGCGGCUGGCGACCAGGACAAAGUUGGCAAAGAACAGGGCACUGCAGAUCAGUGGUAUGGGCCAGGACCAAGCCUCCGCCCCCAGAACGUUACAAGUUGGCGGGACGGUGGGGGCCGAGCCCUGGCGCCCACCCUGUCUGGGGAGGGGGCAGUGGAGGGUGGCACUGGUGGGGCUCUGGUGAUGGAUGGGGCAGCUGGGGUCCCUCCUCCGAACUCUCAGUCCCACGGGCCACCUAGGAACCCUCCCGCAGGCAGCUCUGCCUUGCCCCUGCCCCAGCCCCCUGUGGGUCCUGGGUUCCCACAAUACAGAGGGAUCAUGCCUCCCUUCAUGUAUCCUCCCUACCUGCCCUUUCCGGCCCCCUAUGGCCCUCAGGGGCCCUACAGGUACCCUGCACCUGGGGAAGGGGCUGCUCCAAGGUUCUCUCGUGGGCAGGGUGGUCCUGACAACAGACCUCCAGGUGGCCCACGUGACGCAGGCGGAGAGGUGGUGAAGCGACCCUCUAUCCUAAAGCAGGAUGACCUGAAGGAGCUAGACGAGCUGGACCAUGACGGAGACGAGGGCUGGGCAGGAGCUCAUGAGGAAAUUGAUUACUCCGCCAAGUUGAAGUUCAGUGAUGAUGAAGGAGAUGAAGAGGGGGAAGAGGAAAGAACCGAAAGCGGCAGUGACUCGCGUGAGCAGCAGAGGCCCCAGGAUGCCGCCCCUGCAACCUCGCGGUCUCGAGCCUCUGACAGUGGUGGAGACUCCCGCCACACCCCUCCCUCUCAUGCUGACAAUGGCUCCCAACCCCCCUCCAGCAAGCCAGGAUGGGCCGAGGAGGGAGGCAGUGGCUGGGGAGGCCAAGGACCACCAUCCAACUACCAGGGGCGCAGGCCUGGAUUGGGUGGUCCCCGGGAGCAGCCCUCCCCCCCACCUGGGCCGCUCCUCGGACAAGGGCCUUACUCCUUUUACCGACAGGACCGGCCCCACAACCAGGGUGCCUCUCUAGUCCCAGGGAAACCUGGCCCCACCCAGCUUCAGCCAGCAGCAGGAGGCCCUACUCCUCCUCCCCAGCCGGGCCUGCUGGUCCACGGGGCCCAGGGGGAUGAUGAAGAUGAGACGUGGCGUCAGCGCAGGAAGCAAUCCUCCACCGAGAUCUCCGCUGCAGUGGAGCGAGCCCGUCGUCGCCGUGAGGAGGAAGAACGUAGGAUGGAGGAGGAGAGGCGUGCAGCCUGUGCAGAGAAGCUAAAGAGGCUGGAUGAGAAGCAGCAACAGCAGCAGGGCAGCAACAUAGGGGGUGGUGGUAGCAGCAGUAAAACUCCCAGCCUUGAUGGGAACUCAACGGCUGCCACAGCAGGCAGCCCUAGUCCAUCUAUUUCAGCCUCUUCCCCCAACAUCAGCCAGCCCCCAUCCCCUUGUGUUGACCCUGAGGAACCCCCAGUGCUGGCUGUCCAGCCAGGGCCCAGUCCUGGAGUUGGUGACCGACAGCGAGCCAGCAGCAACAGCAGCUAUGACUCCAGUGCAGAUGCCCAACAGUGUCCCCAGCCAGCUGUGUCACAGCCACAGCAGCCCACACUGGAGGUACCUUUAGCGGGAGAAAAUAAGGAGGAGACCAUUGGCAGUCCUCACAUUCGUGGAGGAAGUGGAGGUGAAAGAGGAGUCGACCCAGUGAAGAUUGAGAAUAUUGGAGGGGGAGCAGGUCGUCAAGCCGGUGGUCCUCCUGGCCAGGGUUACUCAAAAUACCAGAAGUCUCUUCCACCACGAUUUCAGAGGCAGCAGCAGGAGCAGCUUCUGAAGCAGCAGCAGCAAUGGCAGCAGCAGCAACAACAGCAGCAGCACAGCCAGGCAUCACAAAGCCAGCUGUCUCCUCAGCCUCAGGCUCCGCAGGGUCCUUCACCAGGUUCCACACCACAAUCGGGUCCUGGCCCCAAGCAAGGUGGACCCCUGUAUCAGCCCAGCAACAUGGUUCGACCCCCACCCCUGCCUAUGAAUUUUGACCCUCGCUGGAUGAUGAUGCCCUACAUGGACCCUCGCAUGAUCCAGGGCCGCCCUCCGCCAAUGGACUACUAUGCAGCUGGCAUGCACCCGUCAGGGCUUAUUGGGCGUGAGCGGUCUGAUUCGGGGGGGUCUGGUUCGGACCCCUUUGAUAGGCAGCAACAGCAUCCAGGGCACCCUCAUCGUGGGACCCCCCCUAUGGAUCCUAAACUGGCCUGGGGGCCGGAAGUAUUCCCUGGAGGAGGGGAGGGCCGUGGGCUAGCAUCCCCCCUCAGGCAGAAGCAGGCAUUGGAGGAUGAUGAUGGAGCCAAAGGACCCAGGAGCGACACUCCUCCACACCGCAUGAGAGAGGGUGGAUUGGGACCCAUCCAGCAGCCCAGCUCCAAUUCUGGGACAUCCAAUCAGACUCCACCUCCUGUUGGCACUCAAGUUGGGGCGCAGGGAGGCAGCCACCACCCUCAUCACUACAUGAGUGGGCGGGGCAACUACAGCAACUUCCCUGACCAGGGUGCAAGGAUACUUCCCCACCAACAGCAGCAGAGGGCAGGUGAAAGGGGAAACCAGCCACAUGGCUUCGCCCACCAGGAUGAAGGGCCUCCCCGAGGAUCUCAGCAGGGCCAGAUAUGGGGAGCCCCACACCCUCACUACGAUCGCAACGGUAGAGCUGAUCUCCCCCCUGUUGAGAACAACUCUCACCUCCACCACCAUCACAGCCACCACCCUCAGCAGCCACACUUCCCUCUCCACCCCCAUAAGCCUGAGAACAGUCGUGACAGAGUUGUUGAUGCUUCUGGUAAGAAGACAGACUCCUCUCCCCCAAUCCAUCAACCUUCCCUGUCAUCUUCAUGCUCUUCCUCCUCCUCUUCUUCUACCAGAGAAGAUGGGAAUGUCAAAGUUGCCCUGCAUCAUCACCCAUCCCAGAGAGAGAGUGAAGCCGGUAUCGGUCACAGUCUUGGUGAAAGAGUCAACAGUGGCAGCACUGGCAGUAGCGGCCAUGUGAAGCAGGAGAAAACGGGCCCAGCAUAUGCUCCCCAUUCCUCCAUGACCUCUAGCCCACCUCCCUCUCAACAUGGCAGUCAUACUCAGCAGCAGCAGCAGCAUCCCCAUCCUAAAUCAAACCAAAGAGGGGGACGGGAGCACAAGACAGAGACCCAGUGGGGCCCACGGCCUGGCAGCAGCAACACGGGUGGAGGUUCCUCUCAUGGUAGAAGGGCCAACAAUGCAGGAGGUGGGAACAACUCCCGUGGAGGGGAGGACUGCUCCAACACUGCACUAGACCACAAACCCUCCAACCAGACUGGAGGCAGCAAUGCCAACAAGAGGGCCGGCCCGAUUAAGAAGCCGGUGCUGAAGGAAAUGAAGAGAGAGGGGGGUGAUGUGGAUGGAGCAGACAAAAUAAGCGUAGGCUUCGGGAAAGAUAAAGAGCAAGAUGGUGGCCAACCCACCUCCAUGAAGCAGGAAGCCUCCUCUGUCUCCCAGAACACAUCAGCUCUAUCUAAAGAUGAGUCAGCCCAGACAGCCAAACCCAGGAAUGGAGGAAAAGAACGAUCCUCAGGAGGAGGUGGGGGAGGGUCAGGUAGAGGGCCCAAAGAUGUAGACACCACCUCUUCAGGAUUUUCAGGGUCCUCCUCCAGGAGAGACAGGGACCGCUCCUUUGAGAGAGGAGGCAGUACCUCCCACCACCAUGGAGUGCCUGCCAAAGGCAGCAGAGCCAGUCGCGGACGAGGAGGAGAGUUCUUCGGGCGUGGCCGAGGUUACCGUGGCACCUACACGGCCACUGCUGGGCCCAGUGGUGGCAGUCGAGGCAGGAUGGGUGGCAGGAGCGGAAGAGAUUACCGCUCAUCUGUUGCCAGUGGCCACCACCAUGAGUCCAAGGCUGAGGGGGGUGGUGGCAGGCAUGGUCAAGAUCGGUCCCAGCAUAACCCAGCCAGGGCCAGGAACCGAAGUGAAACCCGCAGUGAGGGUUCAGAAUAUGAGGAAAUCCCUAAGAGAAGGAGGGAGAGAGGUUCAGAGACUGGCAGUGAGAGUGGUGCAAGUGACCUUGGUCAUUCAGACAAAGAUGAAAACCAGAAACCCAACACCAAGAAUGGCUCCGAUCACACCAACACCACUAGCAGCAGUAGCAUGUCAUCUGCUCCACCCAGAGGUUCCCAGGCCCGGGUCUUCACUCCCAGAGGUGUGCCCUCUAGGAGGGGAAGGGGUGGAGGUAGUGGUGGAGGAAAUAUCUACAGGGGCAGUGGCAAUGUCGGAGGAACACCUGGAGGACACAGAGUUGGACCCAGCUCAGCCUCUCAUGGACCCUCAAAGUCAUCAGCCACAGGCCGAAAGCAACAAGGCCCGCCACAAACAUCUGGACCCAAAGACUUGGGCAGGGGAGGCAAUGGAGGAGAGAAGAAAGACAAGAUAGCUGAUGUGAGCCAAGCUCAAAGUCAGGGGUCCAAUCCCCCUCAGCCGUCUUUGCCCACUGCAACUCCGGCCACUCUAGGUUCCACUGAAAAUGGAGGUGUUGUGACCCAGCAAACUUCAACCAACCCUACAUCAAACUCUGGAGGGCCAAAUGCACUCCCUCUUCCCACUAGCCGUGGGUUUCCUCCCAGUGGGUUUGAGCGGCCACCUAGACGUCGCCGCCACGGGCGUUCCCAGCAUCAGCAGGACAAGCCGCCUCGCUUUCGCAGAUUGAAGGAACGAGAGAAUGCCGCACGUAUCAACGGAGGAGUGGGAGUCAUUGGGGGAGGAAGGCCCUCCUCUCCUUCCCUGAAUUCAGUUCAGGACAGUAACGGAGCCCCCAUCUCUGCUCCCAUGCCAAGCAAUCCCCAAAAUGCUAAUCACAACACCACAGUAACAACCAACAAUAACAGUGGUGGUGGGCAUCUUAGCAAUUCAAACAGCCACCACCAUCACCACUACAACCAGGGCAAUGCUGGGCAGACCCACGCCCAGCACCACCACAGCCAUGGAGCAAAAUCCCCUGACUUCACCAAUCAGAACUCAGACCAGGCCAACGAGGAGUGGGAGACCGCCUCUGAGAGCAGCGACUUCACGGAGUUCCGAGACAGGGAAGGAGGAGGGAAGUCGUACUCCUCUCACCAUCCCCACCACCUGGGAAGGGGAGGAGGGGGCGGCGGAGGAGGAAUUGUGGUCGAGCGCGAGAUGACGGGAAAAGAGCCCUCAGCGAAUAAAAGAAGCUUCUCAAGCCAGCGUCCUGGCAUGGAGCGACAGAACCGCAGGGUCAACGCUGGAGGAGCUGGAGGCGGAGGGGGAGGAAGGGGCCCACGAGGCCCGCCUGGUGGUGGCUCCAGUGGGCCCAGUAAUGGAGGUGGCAACCGCGGGGAGAAGCGUGGCAACUGGCCCUCCCCAAAAAAUAGGAAGUGAUGGAAUGUUUCAAAACAUUUCAGAUGAACCCCACCCACAUUAAAACCACCCUCUUACAUCUUAAUCCUUUUUUGCUAAUUAUUUCAUGGCUUAUCUGUUGGCAUCCCUAAACAUAUUUGUGUAUUGUACAGUAUAUGGAGAUAAUAUUCACAUUCACUUUAAGCCCACCCCCACCCCACCACGGUCAUCUCUUUCCCUUUGCAUCAAUCUACUAUCUACCGUCCGUUAUUGUAAAUUUCUCCGUUUGUUCCGUCUUGCUCUCCGUUCAGUUGUGCCCCCCCCCCCUCCCCCCCUCGUACCUUCCCGCAAGAAUCUCACCCCAGUUGGAUUUGACAAGCAUGUGGUUCUGCAGUGGAGGUGCACGUGGUUUUGACAGAAGACAUUCACACAAAGCUCCAUACACACUCACAUAUACAAGCACAAAUAUGACAUCUUUACAAACACAUGGAACACAUGCAGUCGUGUGAGUGCUAAGAGAAAAUGUGGGAUGAAAUUGGAAAAAAUGUUUGGAUUGGGCUAAUUUUUAUAUUUAUGUACCUGUGUAUAUUUCUACCACACUUUGGCCUUGGGUGGUAUUCAGUAGUGCAGUUCUGCAUUACCUCCCUCACAAAGGGAAAGAGUGCAGCUUCAUCUUUUAACGAGAACAAUGUAACAUAAGACUUUUUUUUUUUCUCUUUGUGUCUUUUUUUUCUUUUUCUUUUUUUUUUUGGCCUCGUGUUAGUUAAGUUUCAGCCUCUUGAAAAUGUUAGGGGCAUGUGUUAUUUCUUCUAAAAAGCAGGUCAUUAAAAUACCUUUUUACUAAAUUCUCCAAUUCCUCCUCCUGCUGACUUUCUGGUCUCUUGCAAAACGUGUCUGAUUACUGUGAUAAUACCCAUUGAAGUACUACUGCUCAGUGCUCACCUACACUCGCAUUGAUUUGUCUUUAAUAUCAAUGUUUCUGCUGCUUGUUCAGAUAGACGGUGUGAUUUUUUUUUUUUCUUUUUUAAACCCCUAAGUUGUUGACCUGCUCUGACAUUUCAUUAGCUAUUGGUUGGUCCUUUUUAGGAAGUAAAGGAUUUGUCAGCCUUAUCGUAGUAACAUCCGUACAUGCAGAAGUUCUGCACAUAAAUUCAAAGUUAUCCUAAGGACAAUAGUUUUACUUUCUCAUCCACGAGUUUUGUUUACCCUAUGAAGACUGUAUUGAUAGCUUGAUGGCUUUAUUUAACAACCAUUAUUUCCUCAUUGACUUCCAUUUUUAUGGAAUGAAAAUGUAGGUCAUGAUGGAAUAAAGAAAAAAGUUUGACCUUCAUAAAAUUGUUUAUGCUUCAAUAGGUAAUGGAUUAUGUUCUAAUAAGCACUCCCUGUUAUAGAAUCAAGUGGUUGCUGUUCUUUUUGUCUCCCUCUAUCUCCUUUCCUUUUCUUUCCUUUCUUUUCUGUUUCUUUUUUAAUCGUUUUUGGGCAAGUUACAUGUGAUGCAACAGGACAGGUACUCUGUCUGGGCCCAGAGUACAGAGCUAGGCCGAGUGUUGUACUCUUAUACCCCCUCCUCUGUGCUCCUGUGGAGACUCGGCACGCCAAGAAGGACUACUACCAAGAGCUCCUUGUCUGAGGAAGUAUUUUUCAAAGUGUGUGUUCUCGGGAUGACUGUUUUCAGUAGACGGUGGCAACCAGUAGCCCACGCUGAUUGAGUUCAGGACAAUGCUGAAAGGGUGAUGAAAGUGUCACGCAAGUCAUCUUCUACAGUUCACACGGUUUCAAAGAUUUCCCUCGCAACAAAUAAUGCCGACCUGGAGUGUCGAGGAAAUAUCGGGAUUGAUGUAGGAUCACACUCAUAAACAUAGUUUGUAUCAUACACAAAAGACAUAUAAUGGCACACAGCUUGAAAAAAAAAAAAAAAUGGCCGAAGA
Molecule: messenger RNA, 7920 nt
Organism: Chelmon rostratus (copperband butterflyfish)
Lineage: Eukaryota; Metazoa; Chordata; Actinopteri; Chaetodontiformes; Chaetodontidae
Gene: prrc2a
Product: proline-rich coiled-coil 2A
Exons: 17
Coding region: 161-6034 (1957 amino acids)
Biological process (GO): cell differentiation
Source: RefSeq, a predicted model, not a curated record